AUGAGGAAGAAUAAAAGGUAUUCAUUUCAUUUCUUUUCUAUUCUACCAUCGAACUGUGAUCGUAUAAACUUGAUUCCUUGUGCGUGCGUACGGCUUGUUCAUUACCAUUGUGCGUGCGUGCACCUUGCCGGUCUCUGCUUCUCUGUGCGUACGUGCGCGCGCUUUGCCUGUCUCGGUCUGUGCGAACGAGCGCGCGCCUUUACAGUCACUGAUUCUCUGUGCAUACGUGUGCGCGCCUUGCUGGUGUCUGCUUCUGUGUGCACGCCUGACUCCCUAAUAACUAACUUCACGGGUAACUCCUUUCUCUGGCCCUUUUCCGUUCUCCAUUUCUGUCCCCUUUCCGCUACCUUCCCCCUUCUCCCACUUUGUCGCCCUUUUUCUCCCACUUUGUCGCCCUUUUUCUCCCACGUUGUCGCCCUUUUUCUCCCACUUUGUCUCCCUUUGUCACCUUUUUCUCUCACUUUGUCUCCCUUUUUCUCUCACUUUGUCUCCCUUUUUCUCCCACUUUGUCUCCCUUUUUCUCCCACUUUGUCUCCCUUUUUUCUCCCCUUUCUCCCCUUUUUCCCCCUUUCUCCCCUUUUCUCCCCUUUUUUUUCUCCCCUUUUCUCCCCCUUUCUCUCCUUUUUCUCCCCUUUCCCCUUUUUCUCCCCUUUUCUCUUUUCUCUCUCCCUUUUUCUCCCUUUUCUCCUUGUCCUCCUUUCUCCCUCUUGUCCCCUUUUCUCCCUUUCCUCUCUCUCACGCACUCACUCUCACUCACUCUAUCUCACUCUCCAUCACUCUCAUUCUCUCUCACUCUCACUCACUUUGACGCUCACUCACCCUCUCAAACUCUCUCACACUCUCACUCAAGCGAAAUAUAUGCUGAAUGAUUUUUCACUCCCGUUCUCAACUCGCAAUCAGUUAACUUUCACGCUUUGCCCUUUUUUUCCUCUCCCCGCCCCUCUUGCUUUUUUGACAUGUUGUUGCUUUAUCUUUUCUUUCCAGUUUUCUCUUUUUCUCUCUCUAUUUUUCUUUUCGUGUUUUCAUUUUCGCUUAUUUUUUUUUCUCUUUUUUUCUUCUUCUAGCAUUUUCUUUUUACUUCUCGUCGCAUUUUGUCUCUUUUUUUUUUUUGUAGCAUUUUCGCUGUUAUAUUUCUGUUUUUCUCAUUUCUUCAUUCAGAAUUCCAGUCUCGAAUUUUUCCAGCCAAUCCAAAUAAUUGAUUCCAAAACACUCUGUCACUUUCAUUCAGAAAAUAUUCUGUUUAGUCUUUGCUCUCUCUCUCUCUUUUCUCCAGUCUUUGCUCUCUCUCUCUCUUUUCUCCAGUCUUUGCUCUCUCUCUCUCUUUUCUCUAGUCUUUUUUCUCUCUCUCUUUCUCUUUCUCUUUUUCUCGUCUUUUCUCUCUCUUUUUUCUUUUUUUCUCUCUCUCUUUUUUUCUUUUCUUUUUCUCUCUCUCUCUCUCUUUUUUUCAGUCUUUUUUUCUCUCUCUCUCUCUUUUCUCCAUCUUUUUCUCUCUCUCUCUUUUUCUCUAGUCUUUUUUCUCUCUCUCUCUUUUCUCUAGUCUUUUUUUCUCUCUCUCUCUUUUCUCUAGUCUUUUUUUCUCUCUCUCUCUUUUCUCUAGUCUUUUUUCUCUCUCUCUCUCUUUUCUCUAGUCUUUUUUUUCUCUCUCUCUCUCUUUUCUCUAGUCUUUUUUUCUCUCUCUCUUUCUCUAUCUUUUUUUUCUUCUCUCUUUUCUCAGUCUUUUUUUUCUCGAUUUCUCUGGUCUUUUUUUCUCAGAAUCUAAAAGUAUUUUUUCUCUCUCUCUUUUCUCAAAUCUUUUGUCUGAUGGUUUGGAGUCAGAAGUCUUUCUCUCUCUCCUCUUUCUCUAGGGGGGUCUCUGGGGACUUUCUCUUCUUUGUCGAUUUCUUCUCUUUUCUCAGUCUUUUUCAUCUCUCUCUCUUUUCUCUAUCUCUUUUUUUCUCUCUCUCUCCCUUUUCUCUAGUCUUUUUUCUCUCUCUCUCUCCCUUUUCUCUAGUCUUUUUCUCUCUCUCUCCUUUCUCUAGUCUUUGCUUUUUCUCUCUUUCUUUCUCGUUUGUCCUCCCAUUUCAUUUGAUCAGAUCAUCAACUGAAUUUCGAGACAUUUUUUUUUCUGUUUCAUGUUUAUUCAUUUCUCUCUCUCGUUCCAGUUUUAACCUUUUCUCAACAAAACGAGUUUAUUUUCUCCCUUUUACUGGUGCUAUUUCACUCUCACUCUCUCUCUCUCUGUUGUCUGCUUUUGUCCUCAUCUCCCCCUCUCUCUCUCCUUCUGAUCUAUGA
Molecule: messenger RNA, 2271 nt
Organism: Acanthosepion pharaonis
Lineage: Eukaryota; Metazoa; Mollusca; Cephalopoda; Sepiida; Sepiidae
Source: the annotation of a GenBank genome assembly